Messenger RNA from Knipowitschia caucasica, 1101 nucleotides. Lineage: Eukaryota; Metazoa; Chordata; Actinopteri; Gobiiformes; Gobiidae. The record is from the annotation of a GenBank genome assembly.
AUGAUGGAUGUCCAGAACUACACCACAGUCAUUGACAGCGGCUUUCUGGACGAGGCGCCUCCAAGCAGAGUUUUAACCGGAUGUUUUUUGUCCUUGCUCAUCCUCACCACUUUGCUGGGUAACACCUUGGUCUGUGCCGCCGUUACAAAGUUCCGUCACUUGCGCACCAAAGUCACCAACUACUUUGUGAUCUCUCUGGCCGUGUCUGACCUGCUCGUGGCCAUUCUGGUGAUGCCCUGGAAAGCCGUGGCGGAGAUUGCCGGGUUUUGGCCCUUCGGCUCGUUCUGUGACACCUGGGUGGCUUUUGACAUUAUGUGCUCCACGGCGUCCAUUUUGAACUUGUGCGUGAUUAGUCUUGACCGCUAUUGGGCCAUUUCCAGUCCCUUCCGCUACGAGAGGAAGAUGACACCGAAAGUGGCCUAUGUAAUGAUCAGCGUUGCCUGGACACUGUCUGUUCUAAUUUCCUUCAUCCCAGUACAACUGAACUGGCACAAGGCCCAGACUCAAUCCUACACCUCUCUUUCAAAUGGUACUUCUGUCCAAGCCCCAGAAAACUGUGACUCGAGCCUAAACAGGACCUAUGCCAUCUCCACCUCGCUAAUUAGCUUUUAUAUUCCUGUCAUAAUCAUGAUCAUCACAUACACCCAAAUCUAUCGUAUUGCACACAGGCAGAUACGGAGGAUUUCGGCACUGGAGAGAGCCGCAGAAAGUGCCAAAAACCGGCAUGACAGCAUGGGUCGUGGCUCCAGCAUCACAGAAUCUGAGAGCUCCUUUAAAGUGACUUUUAAAAAGGAGACCAAAGUGCUAAAAACCCUCUCAGUCAUUAUGGGAGUGUUUGUGUGCUGCUGGCUACCGUUUUUUAUCCUGAACUGCAUGGUGCCCUUCUGUGAGAAGUCAAGCGAAGGAGUGGAGGCGUUCCCCUGCAUCAGCCCCACCACCUUCGAUGUGUUUGUGUGGUUUGGCUGGGCCAACUCCUCUCUCAACCCCAUCAUAUAUGCCUUCAACGCUGACUUCCGCAAGGCUUUUGCCAUACUGCUGGGCUGCCAUAAACUACAUCCAGGAGCCAACAACAUAGAGUCAGUCAGCCUAAACAAGAAGUGA